AUGCAAAAAGAGGAACCCCAAAGGUUGAACAAUACAAUUAUAAAGCCGAUUGUGUAUGGCAAUGUUUCGCGUUACCUGGGCAAAAAACGCGAAGAAGACGGUCGUACUCACGUUUGGACUGCCUUUAUCAGACCUUUUGAUCCCAACGAUGACAUUUCUGCCUACGUCAAACGCGUACAAUUCAAACUUCAUGAGAGUUAUUCUAAUCCUAUCCGCACCGUUAUUAAACCACCAUUUGAGGUGACUGAAACUGGAUGGGGGGAGUUCGAUAUCGCUAUGAAAGUGUUUUUUAUUGACUCCAACAUGAAACCUCUUACAAUUAAUCACCUAAUUAAACUCUUUCAUUUUGAUCAUGAGAUUAUGAUGGGUCAAAAGAGUUUAGUCCGUGAAAUUUACGAUGAAAUGGUAUUUGUGGAUCCGUCUCCUGAAAUGUUGCAUGGGCUUAUGAAGUCAACAUCUUCGAAUCGGUCCAAAAUCCCUCCUGUACAUCAUGAGACCGAUUUUGCCGAGUCAAAUCAACAAGCUCUCGACAACAUAGAGGACUUGAAUAAGAAGGUCGUUGAAGCCAUUGAAGCCUAUCGUCAGCAAUUGAUUCUCAAAAAGGAUAUUGUGGAAGAGGUAAAAGCUAUUGCUGAUAAAGUUGAAGCAUCAGUAAUAGGCUCCAUACCGUGA
Messenger RNA from Rodentolepis nana, 672 nucleotides. The record is from the annotation of a GenBank genome assembly. Lineage: Eukaryota; Metazoa; Platyhelminthes; Cestoda; Cyclophyllidea; Hymenolepididae.